Messenger RNA from Leptopilina boulardi, 4653 nucleotides. RefSeq names its product DAZ-associated protein 2-like. The transcript has 5 exons. The record is from RefSeq and is a predicted model, not a curated record. Lineage: Eukaryota; Metazoa; Arthropoda; Insecta; Hymenoptera; Figitidae. The coding region runs from base 392 to 919 and encodes 175 amino acids.
CGGACGAGACGCCAGUGUCUGCCAAAGUGUCAGGUGUCAGUCAGUCAGUCACAGUCUAUGUCAGUCGUGUAAAACUACGUUUUUAUCAGUGUGUUCAUAUAUUAGUAAAAAGAAAAAAAAAGAGUAAAAGAGAGAAAAAGAAAAAAAAGAAACCCCCAUCGCCCCCCCAAAAACCCUCUGAACAAAAUAAUAUCAACAAUUGUUUUUGAUUCAAUUCUUAUUCAAGGCAAAUUUUAUCGUGAAAAAAAAGAAGAAAAUAUAAAAGAAAGUAUCCAUUUUUUUUUCGCAUAUAUAUAUAUAUAUAUAUAUAUAUAUAUAGUUUUGAUCAGUGUUGAAGUUUAGAGAGAGAAAAAAAAGCCCCCCACCCCUUUGAAACAAAAAAAAAAUUAAAAUGUCCGACAAGAAAGCCUAUCCGGUGGCCCCUCAUCCACCAACGGGCUUCGUUCCCGCUCAAGCUCAGCCAAACCCCUAUGGCGUUGCAGCAGCUUCGCCCUAUGGAGUGUUUCCUAAUCAACCACAGCUUUACGCGACGCAGGGGCCUCCACCGCCUGCGUAUGAUCAAACUCUUACACAUCCGAUGAUGUAUCAAACAGUGUAUGGGCAAGGCUAUUCAGGAGGAUACCUAACUGGUUAUCCGGCUGCUUAUGGUCCAUUGCCAUAUUAUCCACCGUUGGCUGCAGCUUAUUAUCCCACGGCUGCCAUGCAACCUGCUCCAGUCAGGCCCACUCUCAUGGUACCUAAUGGUUUCGAGGGUACUCGAUUUGAUGGACUCUCGCAACAAGUUUUACCACCACCACCGCCAGGAGUCGCUGCAAAUGCGGCACAAUUAGCAGCAAUGGCUGGCCACAGUGUUGCCCUCUCGCAAAAGAAGGGCUCGUUUCUUGGAGGAGGAACAGAUGGUGGUUAUACCUUUUGGUAAAUAAUUAUUUUUUUUUUUUUUUUUUUUGUUUUGCGGUGUCACAUACACACAUAGACAUAAACAAAAAGAAAAAGAGCGAGCGAUAGACACGUACGCAAAAACAAACAAAACAAAAAAAGAAAAAAAAAAACAAGGAAGAAAAGAAAAAAAAAAAAAAAGCAGUUAAAGUUGAUCAACCAGGCAUUGUUGUUGAGAUCCGUGUAGGCAAAUUUCAAAUACUGUCUUUUUAGAGUUUAUAUUUCCAUCAGGCGCCAAUCUCCAUAUAUAUAUACAUAUAUAUAUAUAUAUAUAUAUACAUAAAAAAUAUAUUUAGCGAGCGUCUGAGUGUAUGGACCGUCCGAAAAAAAAAAAAAUAAUCGCUUGGCACGCCUUUUUUUUCAUUUUGUUACCAAUAAUAAUAAUAAUUAAGAAAUGGAUCGCAAGCUAUUCGAAAAUUAAUUUCCCAAAAAGAAAGAAAUUCUAAAAAUAUUAUUUUUUUUUUCUCAAAUCUGCAGAUUCUGCGGAGCGGACAGUCUGUACAUUUUUGAGGAUUUCAUUAAAAAAAAAAUCUUUUUUCCCCCCUGAGAAUAAUCCAAUUUUUUUUUUUUUAGAAGCGAAACGCUAUAUUCAGUAUUAAAAAAAUAAUGGGCGAUUUCGAAAAAUGGGCGAAAAAAAAAAUUUCCAUGGAAAUCGCGGGCAUUGAAAAAAAAAAUUUAUUAUCAUGUAAUCGUUGAAAAAGAGGGAAUAUUAGCGAUGUGGGAAGGUUGUGAAUGUGUGUGUGAGUGAGAGAGUGCGUUACUAGCUCGCAAAAAAAAAAAAAAAAUGUUAUUGUUUUUUAAAAAGUUAAAAAUGAAUGAAUUUCGCCUGCAGGGAUCGAUUAAUCGAAGUUUGUGUGUUCGAAGCCUGUUUUUUUAGAAAGAGAGAGAGAAAAAGGGUGAGAAAGUGCGCGCGCGAAAGAGAAAAAGCGUAAUUAUUUUGGCAGGGUGACCAGAGCGGGCUGUACACUAUUAUUAUUAUAAUUUUUUUUUUUUUUUUUUUUUUUUUUUCUUUUUUUUUUGACGAUUUCCUGUCAAUCGAACCAUUUUUACGCUGAAAAUGGUCAAAACUAGCAUUUAGAUUGCUAUUGAAAAAUACUCUUUGUUCUUCUAUUUCAUCUUCAUAGUGUCUUUUUUUUUCUUUUUUCAUUUUUUUUUCACAUUUUUGUUUUUUUUUCAUUUCUUCUAUUUUUGUAUUCUUUUUUUUCGCCUUUGAAUCUUUUUUUUAUUUUCUCUUUUCUCGCGUUUAUUUAAUUUUUUUUUUUUUUUUUUGACUCUCCAAUAGAACAAAGCCCGGAUUAUUUAGAAAAAUGAUGAUGAUGAUGAUGAUGACUUUAUAAUAAUAAUAAUAAUUCAUACGUGUGUGAAAUUCUUGACAAUGCGACAAACACAAAAAAAAAAAAAAAAAAAUAAGCCUUAGAUACUAGAAAAACGCUUUCAAUUUUGAGAAUUUACAAAUGAUACUCUACUUUAGAAAAAAAAAAGAAAAAAAAAAAAAAGAAAAAACAAAAUGAGUGAAAGAAAAAAAGAUGAAGAAAAAGGAAAGAAAUACUUUUUUUUUCGAAAAAAAAGAAAAAUACUUUUGUAUAUUCGACAAAAACAAUUUUUUUUUUUUUCAAAGGAUAGUUUUUAAAAAACAAUUUCUAAAUGGUAUUUUAAAAAUUCCAUUCCUCUGGGAGAAUAAAAAAAAAAAAAAAAAAAAAUACUGAUUCUGUCUUGAAAAAAAAAAUUGAUGCAAUUCAUUAUCUUGUGCCAAAAAAAAUGAAUUGUCUCAGCGAUUACAUUAAACUUUUUUUUUUCAUUUUUUUUUUUGUAAUUGAAAAAAAUUUGUUCAUACUAUAUAAUGGAAAGAGAGUGUUUUUCGGUUUUUGUUCUUAGAAAAAUUGUGAAUUGCUUGUCAUUUAAAAAAAAAAAAAAAACCUUGAGCGAUAAAAAAAAAUCGACAAUAAAAUUGAAAAUGUUUUUCACGCAAUUUUUCUGAAUGUCGAGGAUAAAAAAAAAAAGAAAAAAUUAUCGCUCAAUGGGAGUAAAAACAUGGAAAUGUGUCUUAUAUGCUUUUGGGGCAUAUUUAAGGAAAGAAAGGAAAAAAAAAAAAACAAAAAAGUACAAAGUGUAAAAAAAAAAAUUAAAAAUCGAAUGUUGUCAAUUGAGCGAUUCUUUGAGAGCAAUCUUUGUUAUUUCGUUGUAGAACAAUAUUCAAGAGCUAGUAUACUUCUCAAGGAAUCAGCUCCUUGAUUAAAAGAGGAGAAAAAAAAAAACGCACUGCCGAGACAACAUUUUUUUUUCCAGUCAAUUGACGCGCGAAACAUCAUGACAAGUGAAACGAUAAUGUUUCGAUGAUUUUUUUUUUUAGAAAUUUCUUGCUUUUUUUUCUGAGACUUUUUUUUGUGGAAAUAAAAAUAGGUGUGAUAUAAUUUUUUUUUAGUUAUUGAAUUAGAAACGAAAUUUAUCAAUAAUUUUUCAUUUUUUUUUUCUUUUUUUUAUUUAUAUUUAUAGUAGUAAUAGAUUUUUUUUUUGAAUUAGGAUCGAAAUGUAUUUGGAAGUAUCUAUAUUAAAAAAUCGAGGGCAAUUUUUUUUUUGUAACCAUUUUUUUGCUCCUUGGCGCGCUAAAUAGUAAAAAAAAAUAUAAAAAAAAAAACCAAAAAAAGAAAAAAUAGAAAGAAAAACAAGGAGAAAAAUCGUCAGCUUUUUUUUCAUAAGCACACACACACACACAUAUAAAUGAACACAUACACAAAAAAUGUUUAGCGUUUCGACUCACCCUUGCUCCCAUUUUUCCAUUCCGUUAAGAAAAAAAAAAUGAGUAGUUCAAUUUUUUAUAAUCGAUAAAUAAAUUUACACAUCGAACACUCUCUAAACUCGGCGAGUUUGUAAUCAACGAAUGACACAAACCGGGUGCGGUUCAUUUUUACAAAUUUCAAUAUCUGAUUUAAAAGAAGAAAAAUUCGUUUCUCAGCAGAUUUUUUUUUUUUUUUUUUUUUUUUUUUUUAGUAAAGAAAAAAAAUUUAAUAAAAUGAAAAAAUUUUUUCAAAAAUUUAUUAAAAUUUGAUGUAAAAUAAAAUUUUGAUUAAUUAAUAUAUGAUUUUUAAAAAGAAAAAAAAUUCAUUUCCCUUUUUCUCUAUAAAAGGAGAAGAAAAUUCAAAUUGCAAAAAAAAAAAAAAUUUCUGCUGAUAAACAAAUAACGAAACGCUCUUGACGUGAUAGUGAUAUUUCUUGUAAACAUUGUAUUUAAAAAGAACAAAAAAAAAAAAUAAAUAAAUAAAUAAAAAAAAUAAAUUCAAUCUCAGUAUGAGACAAUUUUCACGAUUGUUGGUUAUGUGGUAAUGAUAUUGCACCUCUAAGACACUAAAAAGAAAAAGAAAUAAAAACAAGGGCCUUUAAGUGGCAGCUACGAGUUGUUUUUUUUUUAUUUUAUAUACAAAGAAUGCGAAUCGAUUUAUUUCCCUCUUAAGACAUUUUACUCAUUAUCUUUUUGCUGUAGAAUGUUUUUUUUCUUUUCACGAAAAUCCGAAACAUCAUUCUCAAUUAACAAAAAAAAAAAAAGACAAAAUAACAAAAAAAAAGUAACUAUAUAAACAUAAAUCAAGAAAAAAAAAUUGUAUGCGAUCAGAAAAACCAAGGGGUAAGGGAUGGGUAGGGAUGGGAUUGAAAGAGUGUGAGAGAGAGAGAAAGAAAAAAAGAUAGAGAGAGAGAGAGAGAGAGAGAAAAAGAAAGAAAAAG